UGGUGGCGUGGAAGAAAAUGCGUCACGUGAUUAAUCAUCCGCCAAAUUUUGGAUGGUGCUUUAAAGUUAGCGAACACAGUUGGUUAAGGACGUUUUCAAACAUGUCACCUGUAACUUUACAGAAUACGAGCUCAGAAAAAGUACCUUUGUCCACGAUAUGAAGAGGUUUUAAUUCGAAAGUUUUAACCGGAAGUUGGUUUUAUUUUUUAUUUUACGUGAACUCGUGGGAUAAAAGUGAAGAGGAGGAAGAUUCAGUGGAUUCUAACCACAGGAACAGUAGCUAUGAACCAACAUUUCCAGGAUGCCGACUUGAAUAACACAGUGGAAAAGCCUGGGCAGCAAUAUUUGGAGAGGAGGAAGCAGGUUCUACCUCCAAAGGGAACUACCACAGGAACCAGUGAUGACUUUGCACAAAGACUUGUUUUGACUGGUGGGUCCAAAGAGCUAAGCAAAGAUUUGAAAUGUUACAACAGAGCUUUGCAUGAACUGUUCAAAGCAGUCGCCAAUCAUCCUGAGCAUUGUAGUCUGCAUGGCAGUAAUGAGGACCUGAGUGCAGACUCCACAGUAGUCCCACUUCAGGAGUCUCAGAUGCUGUUUACAGAAACAGAUGUGACCUUGCCUUCCUAUCUGGAUGGUAGCUCUGGGUCCCAGGAGACUGAGAGUGACAGAGAGCUGCAGUGGGAUUUCCAGUUUCCCAACUCAUGUGACUCAUCUUCCUUUGCACUAGUCAAGAUUUACCGUGAAAUGAUGACCAUACACAAACAGCUAAAGGCAGAGCGACAAAAUCAGCAGCAGCGGGAGAGAGAACUGCAUGAGAGAGAAAGGAGGCUAAAACGGCAAGAAGAGGCUUUUCUGAAGCUGGCUGGGAUGAAAGAGAUGGUCCACAGCCGCAUUGUGACAAUAGAGGAGAAACACCAGCAUGAACUGAGCCGGCUGCAGGACCUUCUUCGAGAGAAAAACAAAGAAAACAAGAGGCUUAAAAGCAACUUUGAGACAAUCAAGGAUCUCAAUGAUAACAUGAAGAAGCAGUCGAAUGAGAUCAGUGAACGAAAUAAGAGGCUGGAGAGCCAAUCCAAGAGGGUGCAGGCUCGGCUUGAAAAUCUUCAGAGGAAAUAUGAGCACAAUUUAGCAACAAGAAGCUGCAACAAAGGGAUUAUUAAGAGUACCGAGUGUUUUAAACCUUGCAACAAGGAGAAAGCAACAGCUUCUGGAAAACCCAACAACAAGGGCAGCGCAACUCCCUCUCCACUGAAGCUCAUGGCCUUUCUGCUGGAGUGGGUGCUUGAUGUAACAGAAAACAAAGUGGAAGGUGUAGGCCGGUGUCUGCCUUCAGAGGUUCUGCUCAGCGAAAGAUGCCUCAAGGUGCUGCCGUUAUUAGCAGACCAGCUUCAUCACACUCCUUUGUCAGAACCUAAGCUCCUCCUCAACCUGCUUCGCCUCAUUUACUCUGCUUUGAGACACUUGGACAACAGCAGGCAGCAUGUAGCACCAUCUGCUACUCUGCAAUGGAUAGGAGAGGAAGUGUCAAAGCCUGCAGAAGAUUCAGAUCACCCUAUGAAAUGCUCUGAAGCAGCUGGAAGUUGGCCUCUUUACCAAAGCCCUUGUCCUCAUACACGGAUCCUUUCUGUCCUCAUUAUCUUCAGCACCAUCACACAAGCUGAUUUGCUGUCCCAGGCACUUGAAAGUCUCUAUGGAGAACUGAUGAAUGAGGAGAGUCGAGGGCUGUUCAUCCACUAUGGAGGAGUGCAGAGGCUGCUUUCAGUGCUUCAGGGGAGUCGCACAGGGCUCAACAUGCCUAUAGACAUUCUGAUGAAACUCAGUGAAGAGUCCUGCUACUUAAAUUCCUUUCUGGAUGCAUGUAGCUGUGAAGAGUUUUUCCAAACAGCUUCCUUGCUCCUUAAAAACCCUCAUCUGGACCUCCCAUCUUUGGAGAAGUUCUCCAUCCUUCUGCAGAAGCUCUCCAACAUCAGGAAGAACCAUCAUCUGUUUGAACUUUCCUCCCUGCAUCUCCAAAUAGAAGAGCUGCAUCACAAAACCAAAAACACACACGCUUUCCUCUGCCUGAACCUUAGAUCGAUCCUCCACAACAUUAAAUAACACAUUUCUCAUCAUGUUGGUCUGCAGAAACUUAUUCAAGAUGACAUCCCUUCUCCUUCACUAUUUCAACACUUUCCCUGGAUUCUGUUUGCCUUUUUCAACUUCAAAAGUACAUGAAAACAGCAGCUCCACCCUGGUUUACCUCAGAUUAAAACUGGAGACAUGCUUCCUUUAUUAGUAAUACAAUGAAGUGUUUGUAUUGUAUUUGUCAUAAGCACUUUGAUUUAAAGCUGUGUAUGUUUUAAGUCUUUCACCCAUAUUUUUUGUUUUCCAAAAUGCAAAUUGUUCUUUUUUUUGGAGAUCAUAAACCCAUUUUUCCAUAUAAAAGUGAGUGUCACUCUUGCCAAGAGAGGUUGUGACUGUAAAAUGUUUUAAUGGCAAUAAACAAAAAGAACUGAAGCAUAUUAAGUUUGGAUGGCACAUGAAGUACUGAACCCCCCACCCCCCCACUGUUUUGUAUAAACUUGUCUCAUUUCUUUUUUCCAGAGCAAGUCUGAGUUGACAGAGAGUAAUAGUCUCAAUAUGAGAUGCGCUAGUGGUGGUUGAUGGAACGCACUGGAGCAAUUACAGCUGAUAUUUCAAAUAUAAUUGGGUCAUGCUUUGGUGAAUUUAAAGGUUAUGCAUUCAGGUUUUUUAAUAUCCGCAAAGCAAAUCCUCAAUUAAUUACAUUUGUUAAAGUGCAGACUUCUGCUCAGGUUAGGUUUUGUGAAUGAAAGAUUUCAUCAUGAUGAAAGAUUUGUGUUUUUAAAUCAUGUGUUUAUGAUUUAAACUGAUUUAAAUUUGCACAUAUUUGAUUCACUGGUAAACAUGACUCACUUCCUGGGAGGCAACAUGUCAUUUUCAGAUAAGACUGACAAGUGAUUUAUAUUUACAUUUUCCUCUUGUUUCUCCCUGUGAAAAUCUGAGCAUCUUCUGCUCCUAUGUUUUUGUAGGUGCCAUCAUCUCCAAACCAUUCAUCACCACAGAUCUCACUGGCAUCUUGUAAAUCUGUCUUUUCACUAUUUCUGCAGUCCUGUCACAAAUGACCCCUGGCACUCAUCUCCACCCACUCUAGCCUGCUGCACUCUUCUUCACCUCGUUUGUGCACUAUACAUUGCUUUAGUUUGAUUGUUGAAACUCAUCUACCUUCACUAUCUCUACUCCUUGCAUGUUCACCUACCUCUACAAAUGUAUUCUGUCCUGCUUCUGCUGACUUUCAUACCUCUUCUCUUCAGUGCAGACCUCCACCUCUUCAGACUGUCUUCCAGGAGAGACUUCCCACAGCCUCCUACCUGACCUCAUCUAUCAGCCUGUUCCUCGAAUUUAAAAAAAAAAAAAAAAAAAAAAAGGUGCUCGGAGCCAAUCCCUUAUGAAAUCCCACCCCCACCUUGAACCCCCCUGUCCAACCACACACCUCAUCACUUUCUUACACGUCCUGCACCAGCCUCACAUACUUUGCUGCCACUGCUGACUUCCUCAUAGUUACCACAGUCCCUCUCUUGGCACCCUAUCAUGCUUUCUUUAGAUCCAUAAAGACACUGUAUAACACCCUCUGACCUGUGUAGUUCUCCAUCAGCACUCUCAAAGCAAACAUCACAUCUGUAGAGCUCUUUCUCAGCAUUGAUCAUCACCUCACCCCAACUCUUUGCCAUGGCGUCUUAGCAUGGCUCAUCAACUUAUUCCAUCUGUAGUGCAUUUCUCUUCUCUUACUGUCCAGUUUCACAUACAAUUCACUAUAAGCCUUUUCCUUUGCCAUCUCUCUAUGCUGUAUAUCCAGCCUCCCUGUACUACGGUCUUCUUCCUUCAUCUCCCACGUUUUCUUUCCCAACCCCUUCCUUUGAAUACUUUACUGUACUUCCUCAUUACACCACCAAGUCUCCUUGUCCUCUUUCAUUUGUCCAGAGGAUACACCAAACCGAUUCUUGGCAGUUUCUCUCAGCACUAUGCCUGUACCUUCCCAGUCAUUUUGUAACUCUUCAUUACUACCCAGAACCUUUCUCAAUUCCUUCCUGAAUUUGGUGCAACAUUCUUCCAUUUUCAGCUUCCACCCUUUAAUCCUUGCUUCUGCCUUCACUCCCUUCCUGUUCUUGAAGUCUUACAGACUACCAUCCAAUUCUGCCUAAUUGCAGAAAGCACCUUGCAGUGUAUAUGCACCACUUUAAUCUGUGUAUAAAGUCAUUUGUAUUUUUCUUUGUUACAAGGAAUACCUGUGUUGUAUCCAUCUUUGAUGUUUUUCAUGUCAUGGGAUGAGAAUGGAUAACAAUGUAGCUUUUGGCCAGUAGCUCUGUUAUAAAUAACCUACCUUCAAA
Molecule: messenger RNA, 4385 nt
Organism: Oreochromis aureus
Lineage: Eukaryota; Metazoa; Chordata; Actinopteri; Cichliformes; Cichlidae
Product: coiled-coil domain-containing protein 138
Exons: 15
Coding region: 283-2097 (604 amino acids)
Source: RefSeq, a predicted model, not a curated record